Messenger RNA from Cylicocyclus nassatus, 1212 nucleotides. NCBI's taxonomy places the organism in Eukaryota, Metazoa, Nematoda, Chromadorea, Rhabditida, Strongylidae. The record is from the annotation of a GenBank genome assembly.
AUGGCAGACGAAGAAGUCUACGAGGAGGAGGAAGACGAGGAAAAGAGCGCCGAUGAAGAUGGUGAGGAUGAUGGAACAACCGAGAAAGAGCAACCAAGAAGCCAUGCAGCGCAACCAGAAGAGGAUGCUCCCGCUGAAAUGACGGAGGCAGAAGCUGUCAUUCUUGCUGCCAGGAAACGCCAUGAUGAAGAGGAAGCCAUAAGAAUGCUCGAGUACGAAGAACGUCGUCGACUCGAGCGGGAGAAAAUUGAAGAGGAACUGCGUGAAUUGAAAGAAAAACAAGAGAAGAGACGUCGUGAGCGCGAAGACGACGAGAGACAGUAUGCUGAACGCUGUCGUCAAGACGAAGAACGCAGGAGGCAAGAAGAGGAAGAACGCAAGGUACGCUUUGAAGAAGAAAAAGCUCGCAAAAAUGAGGAACGCUUGCGCCGUCAGCAAAUGAUGGCAGGAUCUUUUGGUGGGAAGCCAGGGCAGUCGAAUGAGAAAAAUUUUGUUAUUACAAAGAAGGAACAAGUUGUACAGUUCGGUGGUUUGUCACAGGCCAAGAAAGAUGCUAUCAAAAAAGAGCAACAAGAGGAAGCAAAACGCUUGUUCUUGGAGUCUGUAGGUCGUCCUGUCGACGUCUCAAAAUUUUCCCCAGCAGACUUAAGAGUGCAAAUCAAAGGUCUCCAUGCUCGCAUCGUCAAAUUGGAAAGCGAGAAGUACGAUUUGGAAAACCGUUACGAAAGGCAGCAAUAUGAUAAGAAGGAAUUGCUUGAGAAGCAACGGCACGUGGCUCGCAACAAAGCUUUACAAAAGGGACUCAACCCAGAUGAGGCUGCCUCAUCCAAGCACCCACCGAAAAUUCACACUGCUUCAAAGUUUGAGCGUCAGACGGAUAGAAGAUCUUAUGGAGAUCGUCGUCUAAUGUUCGAGAGACCUGAAGUACCGAAACCGCCUGCGAUUGCACAUGGGACAGCCCGUCCUCCGAACGAGUGGGGCCGCAAAGAGAACGAAGAGCUUGAGCAACUCCGUAGAAACCUUGAAAGUCAACCUAAGAAGUAUGUGGAACAGUUUCCUGUCGAAGGUGAUGCGGCAAAACCACCCAUUGCUCCUAUUCCUUUGCAGCUUCCAGAAAGUGUCGCUAAUGGCGACGCAGGUGCAUCAACUGAGCCAAUUGAACGAGCACAUGAAGAAGUCGCAACUCCCGCAAAAGAAGUAGCUGCAGAUUAA